UUUCGUCCGGCCCUAAAAGUAAGAACAUAAACCUUCUUCAUCUUCUUCCUAACCGCAGCAGCCUCUUUUUUCCUGCUCAGCUCACAGGACAGCAGUAGAGAGAGACUAAUGGGGAAGAAGUCAAAAACUUCACGAAAGAACAAAAAAGCAUGGAGAAAAAACAUAGCCACAGAUGACAUCGAUGAGUUCAUUGAGAAAUCUACUAAAGACGCUCUCAGUGGUGGUUCCUUAGAGGCCGUUCCCAGCGAGUCUCUCUUCUACGUUGAUAAAUCUACUGAUUUAGCUGUCAAGAGGAAAAUCGAUAAAAGUAGAGAGAAAGUUCUUCGUUGUGAUAGCUUGUUGCAAAGAAAUCCAUUCAUUAAACCAGUUCCAUCUUCAAUACAGAAGAAGUCGAUAAGAAAGUUGAAAGAAGCUUUGAAAGCAGCAAAGCAUGAAAAGCAAGAUGAUUCUAAAAAGGAAUCGACAUCUAGUAUUAAGGACAUAUGGGCAGAUGACAAAGUAACAGAGAGUGCCCAGGCCGACAAGGUUAUCGAUUUUCUUCCAGUCCCAGAGACUGCCCAAUUCAACAAGAAGACAAAACCAUCCGUAAUCCCAGCAGUAGAAAUAGAGCCACCCGGAUGCUCCUUCAAUCCUUCAUUUGAGGACCACCAGGACUCUUUGGCUGUUGCUGUUGCGGAGGAAAUGCAAAAGAUCUACAAAAGCGAGUUGGGUCCUCAACCAGUUCCAUUAAUUGUUACCGGUGAAGUUGUAGACGAAGAAGAUAUGUAUUUUCUUGAUGCUGAUGGUGGAAGUGAGAGUGAUGAAGAAGAGGAUGAUAUGGGCAUAGACAAUGAUCUACCAUCUGAGCAAAGAGCUUCAAAGAAAAAGAGAGUUACCAGGGUGGAGCAUAACCGAAGAGCUAGACGUAAGGAAGUUCUGAAGGCAGAAGCAGAAGCAAAGAAGGUGGGCAAACUUACAAAAGAAAUCAACAGUGUGGCUGAUAUAAUGAAAGAAAUUGAAGAGGAGGACGAGGAGAAACGGAAAAGACAUGACAGACGUGUUAUAGCUAAGCAAGAAAGACUUAAAUCGGCUCCUCCACGUCUAGGAAAACACAAGUUUGAACCUGCUCCGGUGCAAGUCCUAUUAUCCGAAGAAAUUUCUGGAUCGCUCCGUAAGCUAAAGGGUUGUUCCACCCUUGCCAGGGAUCGCUUCAAAAGCUUGGAGAAACGAGGAAUGGUUGUUCCUUCGGCUAAGCGGAAGAGGUAAACGGGUGAUUUGAGGGCUGCAGGGCACUCAGAAGAACAACUACCUCAGCGGAACAUACUUUUAGUUAUUUAGCACUUUCACCUGGAAACUGCUAAUGGGAGCCCAACGAAGGAACAUUUUUGAAGAAUUUAGUUUGUGCUCAAGUUUAUUUUAUCAAGUUUUAUUGUACUUCUGUUAAGAAAAUGUGGCAACAUUUUGAAGACAUAAGCCUUUCAGUUCUUCUUAUUGGAAGCUGUUAAUUUGUGUGGAAUAACAAUGUUAUCAGUUGUACUCUACCAGAUAGGAAAGCAGUUUUGAAAUGGGUGAUGUAAGUUUACACAGAUUACACAUAUGAGGUUUUAUCUAGUAGUUAGCAAUUUGGAUAUAA
Messenger RNA from Papaver somniferum (opium poppy), 1612 nucleotides. RefSeq names its product ribosome biogenesis protein NOP53-like. Gene Ontology annotation, cellular component: nucleolus. Gene Ontology annotation, biological process: rRNA processing; ribosomal large subunit assembly. Bases 109 to 1245 code for a protein of 378 amino acids. The transcript has 12 exons. Gene Ontology annotation, molecular function: 5S rRNA binding. The record is from RefSeq and is a predicted model, not a curated record. Lineage: Eukaryota; Viridiplantae; Streptophyta; Magnoliopsida; Ranunculales; Papaveraceae.